AUGGAUUCAAAAGGUUUUUUAAAUCCCAAUCCAAAUUUUGGAAAAGGAGAGGAUGAAGUACAAUUUCUCAAUCAGCUACCAAAAUUAAUAAUAAUACAAAAACCUAAAGGGACACAAAACUUUAUUUGUCCAAGAAGACAUUCAGUUAAUAUUCCAAAUGAAAAUAAUAUUGAAGUUGAAGUGGCUAGUGAAUGGGAUUGGCCUCUACAACACACAAACGGUAUUGUUAAGGUACUCAAUACUGAUGAUAAGUUUGAAGUUUUAUUGGAUGUUCAGUUCUUUUUGCCAAGUGAAAUUGAGGGUUUCAAGUUUAAACAUAGAAAAAGGUUGCAAAAGUUAGCCAGUGGACAGGAUGAACCUGCGACCUUUUGA
Molecule: messenger RNA, 372 nt
Organism: Meloidogyne enterolobii
Lineage: Eukaryota; Metazoa; Nematoda; Chromadorea; Rhabditida; Meloidogynidae
Source: the annotation of a GenBank genome assembly